AUAAAAGCUAAGUUUUCUAGGAUUGAACAAACAACAGCCCAAAAAAGGAGACUUUAAGGUCAAUGUUUUUUCCCACUGUUCAACCAAAUUAACAAAAGGAAAAAAAAAAAACACAAAAAAUCACCCCCUCCCCCCCUUUUUCAGUCUACAACCUCAAUUUCCCAUACAAUUUUCACCUACCCCUUAUUUAUGGUAAAUUACCCAAACCCUAUUUCCUUCCCUUCAUGCUCAAUCAUUGCUAUUUCCUCUGUUGGUUAAUUUCUCCAACCCUAGCUCAGAUCCUCCCUCUCUCUCUCUAGAGAAGAUCACCAAACCAUGGAUCCGAUCACUCAAGAAAUGCUCUCAUCAAGCGGAGAAAUCAACACCUUCAGCAUCACCACCUCGUCCUCGUCCUCGCCCUCGUCCUCAUCCAGCGCGGGCGCCAUGAUGGGCCCCGCAGCCGGCUCCUCCGCCACGACCCUGAGCCGAUACGAGAACCAGAAGCGGCGCGACUGGAACACGUUCGGGCAGUACCUCCGCAACCACCGCCCGCCGCUCUCCCUGGCCCUCUGCAGCGGCGCCCACGUCCUCGAAUUCCUCCGCUACCUCGACCAGUUCGGCAAGACCAAAGUCCACACGCAGCUCUGCCCCUUCUUCGGCCACCCCAACCCCCCCGCCCCCUGCCCCUGCCCCCUCCGCCAGGCCUGGGGCAGCCUCGACGCCCUCAUAGGCCGCCUCCGCGCCGCCUAUGAGGAAAACGGGGGCAAGCCCGAGGCCAAUCCCUUCGCCGCCAGGGCUGUGCGCCUCUACCUCCGCGAGGUCAGAGACUCGCAGUCCAAGGCCAGGGGGAUCAGCUACGAGAAGAAGAAGCGGAAGCGGCCCCCGCCCCAGCCCUCCUCGUUGCCUCCCCCUGACCGUGGGAUUUGAUCAUUAGCAUAUUAUUGCAUGGGAUCAUCCUAUUUUUAUAAAAUCUAUCGUUUUAAGACAAUGAUGCUUCUUCAUCUAUUUAAGGUACCCUAACUUUUCCCCCCUAUCUUUAAUUCUUACAAGAUUGUUGUUGUUUUUGUUGUAUUGUAUUGUGCUAUUUUUAGUAGAUUUUAUGGGGUUUAAUUAGUUGGUGAUGAAAUGGAAGGUUUCUAUUUAUGGUUGAUUGGUAAUUCAUGUUGUAAUGAAACCUCAAACAUGGCAGGUUCUUUACACUAUAGUGGCAGGUACUAAAAUCUAUGUGAGAGAGAGAAAGCAAUGUUGUGAGAAAAAAAAAAAGAAGCAAUUUAUGACAAGCAAAAAUUGGAGAUUUUGCA
Salvia hispanica is the source of this 1280-nucleotide messenger RNA. Its product is annotated as protein LIGHT-DEPENDENT SHORT HYPOCOTYLS 4. NCBI's taxonomy places the organism in Eukaryota, Viridiplantae, Streptophyta, Magnoliopsida, Lamiales, Lamiaceae. The record is from RefSeq and is a predicted model, not a curated record. Gene Ontology annotation, cellular component: nucleus. Gene Ontology annotation, biological process: mRNA transcription; response to light stimulus.